GGUCGUAAAUGGUUUGUGAUAUUCUUUUAAUGGUGAAUUGAGCCUUACAAAUGAAGAAAGGUGUCGCUGUAAUGAUGGAGAAAAUAAGCUUUUCGAAGUUGGGAGGCAGGCAGGCCACCUGCUGAAUCUGAGCCAUUAGACAGCUACGGGUUGAGACAUUUUAUCAAAGAAACAAGUUGUUGAGUCUGCUCCCAAGAUCCAACGAAAUCAUUGCUUGCUUCCCCACUGACAUUCAUCAUCUAUAUAUCCUCUGCUUCAUCUCUCCAUUCUUCUAAAUUAAAGCUCACUUCUUCCACAGACAAGAAUAGAUCUUCGUUCUUGUAGUGAACAACACUCCAAAGCCAUGGCUUUUGCAGGCACAACCCAGAAAUGUAUGGCUUGUGAAAAAACCGUGUAUCUUGUCGACAAGCUGACUGCUGAUAACCGCAUCUACCACAAAGCCUGUUUCAGAUGCCACCAUUGCAAAGGCACUCUGAAGCUCAGCAACUACAAUUCCUUUGAGGGAGUGCUUUACUGUAGACCACACUUUGAUCAGAUUUUUAAGAGGACUGGCAGUCUUGACAAAAGCUUUGAAGGAACGCCGAAGAUCGUAAAACCAGAGAAACCAAUUGAUAGCGAGAGACCGACAGCGAACAAGGUUGCUAGCAAGUUUGGAGGAACCAGAGAUAAAUGUCUUGGUUGUGACAACACUGUUUAUCCUACAGAAAAGGUUACUGUGAAUGGAACUCCAUACCAUAAAAGUUGUUUCAAAUGCUGCCAUGGAGGAUGCACGAUCAGCCCUUCAAACUAUAUCGCUCAUGAGGGGCGACUUUACUGCAAGCACCACCAUAUCCAACUGAUCAAGGAGAAAGGAAACUUGAGUCAGCUUGAGGGAGACCAUGAAAAGAUAACAGCAAAGGAGAAAAUCAAUGGCGGAGAGGUGGUGGCUUCAGAAGCCUGAUUUUGCAGAAUCAAGCUUUAUCGGAAUCUGUUUUUCCUUUCAGGCAAAAUAUCUUAGUUUCCUCCUUUCCAACCCUUGUCCUUUUAAGGCUGUACACUAAAAGAAGUACUGGCAUCCAUUGCGUUUCGUGUUAAAAGUGUGUUUUUGGCCUGUCUGUUUCUCAAAUAUUCAAAUAACAUGCUCUAACAGAUGCCAAGAUCUGUUUGAUUUUCACCAUCUUUCGUCUCAAAGAAGUGUGGCAUGUUUGUAGAUUUGAAUCAAAUUCCUAUCAAUUCCAAUGGAUGCUUAUUAUUAUAA
Molecule: messenger RNA, 1237 nt
Organism: Cucumis sativus (cucumber)
Lineage: Eukaryota; Viridiplantae; Streptophyta; Magnoliopsida; Cucurbitales; Cucurbitaceae
Product: LIM domain-containing protein WLIM1
Exons: 6
Coding region: 344-940 (198 amino acids)
Biological process (GO): actin filament bundle assembly
Cellular component (GO): plasma membrane; actin cytoskeleton
Molecular function (GO): actin filament binding
Source: RefSeq, a predicted model, not a curated record